This is a messenger RNA of Paramecium octaurelia, 1067 nucleotides long. The record is from the annotation of a GenBank genome assembly. NCBI's taxonomy places the organism in Eukaryota, Ciliophora, Oligohymenophorea, Peniculida, Parameciidae.
AUGGCUCAGCAAUAGCGAAAUGAAACAAUAGUACCUAUUUUAGUAACUUAAGAUGAAUAUAAUGAAAUUAUGAAAUAACCAGAUUAUAUACAAUAACAACUCUUAUAAUAAUUGCAACAGAAAAAGUAGGAAUAAUAAUCAUAAAUAUAUCAGCAUCCUUAUUUGUAAUAUCAAAAUUAAUAAGAAAAUAAUAAUAGGGGAAUCCCUCCUAUCCCUUAACAACCUAACGAGCAGACAUAUUAAUAAUAAUAAUACUAUUAAUACACUCCUCAGCAAUAACUUCUUUAAUAGUAUAAUCAAAAUUUAAAUUAAAAUCUAAUAUAAAAAGAAAUCAUAAACUUGUAACAUAAAGAAAUUGAAGUUGCUGGUGAACAUGAAGUCAACUUCUUUAAUAAAAACCUAGCCAAGUUUUUUGCUUUAGAAUUAACAAUCUCGUUGGUGUUAAAUUUCUUUUCCGCAAUAUUUCGAAUGAAGAUAAUUAAUAGUUAUUGGCAUUGGAAUUCCGUAUUAUGGAUUGUUUUAAUUUCAUAUGUACUCUUGAAUUUUUUCAUUUUAACCAAUCCAAAGAUAAUCUUAUAAGUAUUUAUUUGUAAUAAUUCAUAGAAUAAUCGUCAGAAGUCCUUUUAUGUUAUUCAUGUAGUUUUAUAUUCCUUGCUCAUGUAAGGAUUGUAAACAGCAGUAUAAGGUUAUGAAUACUUCAGAUGGAACUAUUUCUUUUUCUUUUAUUUCAUGAUUGCUGCUUGCCUAAUUUCAGUAGGACUAGUGAUAGCAAAACACGGGAUUAAUCUUGCUUAACCACUUUAUCUACCAGCAACAAUUGUUCCUGUAUGUUUUGUUUUCUUACUCCAAUUCUUCAUUUCAUAUUACUUUUAUUGGCCACUUCUUUUAUGGGGAAUCGUUGUAGUGUUUUUGGCAUAAGGAAUAUUAUUGCUUUUUAAAAGAAUAAAUAAAAUUGGAUAUGUAAUGCUUAUUUGUAUUUUUAGAGCAAACACCAAACCAGCGACUUUUAUGCAAUGGCAUCUGUUAUGCACAUUUUAAUGAUCAGUCCAUUUUAUGAUAAUGAAUGA